This is a messenger RNA of Melospiza melodia melodia, 5986 nucleotides long. RefSeq names its product myosin-6-like. The record is from RefSeq and is a predicted model, not a curated record. Gene Ontology annotation, cellular component: myosin filament; myosin II complex; cytoplasm. The transcript has 38 exons. The coding region runs from base 1 to 5811 and encodes 1936 amino acids. Lineage: Eukaryota; Metazoa; Chordata; Aves; Passeriformes; Passerellidae. Gene Ontology annotation, molecular function: actin filament binding; microfilament motor activity; ATP binding. Gene Ontology annotation, biological process: sarcomere organization; adult heart development; cardiac muscle contraction.
AUGGCGGACGCGGUGCUGGCGGCCCUGGGCGCGGCGGCGCCGUUCCUGCGGCCGGGCGAGCGCGAGCGCCUGGCGGCCACCACGCGCCCCUUCGACCCCCGCGCCGAGUGCUUCGUGCCCCACGCGGGACACGAGUUCGUCCGGGGACGCGUGCUGGAGAGGCACGGCGGCAGCGCCACCGUGGAGACCGAGCUGGGAGAGACGGUGACGGUCAAGGAGGGCGACGUCCACCAGCAGAACCCGCCCAAGUUCGACAAGAUCGAGGACAUGGCCAUGCUGACGUUCCUGCACGAGCCCGCCGUGCUCUUCAACCUCAAGGAGCGCUACGCGGCCUGGAUGAUCUACACCUACUCGGGGCUGUUCUGCGUCACCGUCAACCCCUACAAGUGGCUGCCGGUCUAUGACCCGCAAGUGGUGGCCGCCUACCGGGGCAAGAAGCGCAACGAGGUCCCCCCGCACAUCUUCUCCAUCUCCGACAACGCCUACCAGUACAUGCUGACAGACCGCGAGAACCAAUCCAUCCUCAUCACCGGCGAAUCGGGGGCGGGGAAAACGGUGAACACCAAGCGCGUCAUCCAAUACUUCGCCAGCAUCGCCGCCAUCGGCGACCGCAAGAAGGAGGCGGCCAAUAGCAGCAAGGGCACCCUGGAGGACCAAAUCAUCCAGGCCAACCCCGCGCUCGAGGCCUUCGGCAACGCCAAGACCGUGCGCAACGACAACUCCUCGCGAUUCGGGAAGUUCAUCCGGAUCCACUUCGGGGCCACCGGGAAGUUGGCGUCGGCCGACAUCGAGACCUACCUCCUGGAGAAGUCCCGCGUCAUCUUCCAGCUGAAGGCCGAGCGCAACUACCACAUCUUCUACCAGAUCCUCUCCAACAAGAAGCCGGAGCUUCUGGAGAUGCUGCUGGUCACCUCCAACCCCUACGACUACGGGUACGUGUCCCAGGGCGAGGUGACCGUGGCCUCCAUCGACGACGCCGAGGAGCUGUUGGCAACCGAUAGCGCCUUUGACGUGCUGGGCUUCACGGCCGAGGAGAAGGCCGGCGUCUACAAGCUGACGGGGGCCAUCAUGCACUUCGGCAACAUGAAGUUCAAGCAGAAGCAGCGGGAGGAGCAGGCGGAGCCGGACGGCACCGAAGACGCCGACAAGUCCGCCUACCUGAUGGGGCUGAACUCGGCCGACCUGCUCAAGGGCUUGUGCCACCCGCGCGUCAAGGUGGGCAACGAGUACGUCACCAAGGGGCAGAGCGUCCAGCAGGUCUACUACUCCAUCGGCGCCCUGGCCAAGGCCGUCUACGAGAAGAUGUUCAACUGGAUGGUGGUGAGGAUCAACAACUCGCUGGACACCAAGCAGCCGCGGCAGUACUUCAUCGGCGUCUUGGACAUCGCUGGCUUCGAGAUCUUUGACUUCAACAGCUUCGAGCAGCUCUGCAUCAACUUCACCAACGAGAAGCUGCAGCAGUUCUUCAACCACCACAUGUUCGUGCUGGAGCAGGAGGAGUACAAGAAGGAGGGCAUCGAGUGGGAGUUCAUCGACUUCGGCAUGGACCUGCAGGCCUGCAUCGACCUCAUCGAGAAGCCCAUGGGGAUCAUGUCCAUCCUGGAGGAGGAGUGCAUGUUCCCCAAGGCCUCGGACAUGACCUUCAAGUCCAAACUCUACGACAACCACCUGGGCAAGUCGGCCAACUUCGGGAAGCCGCGGAACGUCAAGGGCAAGUCCGAGGCGCACUUCUCGCUCACCCACUACGCCGGCACCGUGGACUACAACAUCCUGGGCUGGCUGGAGAAGAACAAGGAUCCCCUCAACGAGACGGUGGUGGGGCUCUACCAGAAAUCCGCCCUCAAGCUCUUGGCCCACCUCUUCUCCAACUACGCCGGGGCAGACUCCGGUGGCGGGAAGGGGAAAGGAGCCAAGAAGAAAGGUUCCUCCUUCCAGACGGUCUCAGCCCUGCACCGGGAGAACCUCAACAAGCUGAUGGCCAACCUCAAGACCACCCACCCCCACUUCGUCCGCUGCCUCGUCCCGAACGAGCGGAAGGAGCCGGGUGUGAUGGACAACGCCCUGGUCAUGCACCAGCUCCGCUGCAACGGGGUCCUGGAGGGAAUCCGCAUCUGCCGCAAGGGCUUCCCCAACCGCAUCCUCUACGGGGACUUCCGGCAGCGGUACCGCAUCCUGAACCCCGCGGCCAUCCCCGAGGGGCAGUUCAUCGACAGCCGCAAGGGCGCCGAGAAGCUCCUGGGCUCCAUCGACAUCGACCACAACCAGUACAAGUUUGGGCACACCAAGGUGUUCUUCAAGGCAGGGCUCCUGGGCCAGCUGGAGGAGAUGCGUGACGAGCGCCUGUCCCGCAUCAUCACGCGCAUCCAGGCGCGGGCGCGGGGGCAGCUCAUGCGCAUCGAGUUCAAGAAGAUCGUGGAGCGCCGGGACGCGCUGCUGGUGAUCCAGUGGAACCUCCGGGCCUUCAUGGGGGUGAAGAACUGGCCGUGGAUGAAGCUCUACUUCAAGAUCAAGCCCUUGCUGAAGAGCGCGGAGACGGAGAAGGAGAUGCAGAACAUGAAGGAGGAGUACGGGCGGCUGAAGGACGCCCUGGAGAAGUCGGAGUCGCGGCGGAAGGAGCUGGAGGAGAAGAUGGUCUCCAUGCUGCAGGAGAAGAACGACCUCCAGCUCCAAGUGCAGGCUGAGCAGGACAACCUGAACGACGCCGAGGAGCGCUGUGACCAGCUGAUCAAGAACAAGAUCCAGCUGGAGGCCAAGGUGAAGGAGCUGACGGAGCGGCUGGAGGACGAGGAGGAGAUGAACGCCGAGCUGACAGCCAAGAAGAGGAAGCUGGAGGACGAAUGCUCGGAGCUCAAGAAGGACAUUGAUGACCUGGAGCUGACCCUGGCCAAGGUGGAGAAGGAGAAACACGCGACUGAGAACAAGGUCAAGAACCUCACAGAGGAGAUGGCGGGGCUGGACGAGACCAUCGCCAAGCUGGCCAAGGAGAAGAAGGCUCUGCAGGAGUCCCACCAGCAGACGCUGGACGACCUGCAGGCCGAGGAAGACAAGGUCAACACCUUGACUAAGGGCAAAGUCAAGCUGGAACAGCAAGUGGACGACCUCGAAGGCUCCCUGGAGCAGGAGAAGAAGAUCCGAAUGGACCUGGAACGGGCCAAGAGGAAGCUGGAAGGUGACCUGAAGCUGACCCAGGAGAACAUCAUGGAUCUGGAGAAUGACAAGCAGCAGCUGGAGGAGAAGCUCAAGAAGAAGGAGUUUGAGAUCCACCAGCAGAACAGCAGGAUCGAGGACGAGCAGGCGCUGGCUCUGCAGCUCCAGAAGAAGCUGAAGGAGCUCCAGGCGCGGAUCGAGGAGCUGGAGGAGGAGCUGGAGGCGGAGCGGACGGGCCGGGCCAAGGUGGAGAAGCAGCGCUCGGAGCUGUCGCGGGAGCUGGAGGAGCUCAGCGAGCGGCUGGAGGAGGCCGGCGGCGCCACCUCGGCGCAGCUGGAGCUCAACAAGAAGAGGGAGGCCGAGUUCCAGAAGCUGCGGCGGGACCUGGAGGAGGCCACGCUGCAGCACGAGGCCACGGCGGCCGCGCUGAGGAAGAAGCACGCCGACAGCGUGGCCGAGCUGGGCGAGCAGCUGGACAACCUCCAGCGCGUCAAGCAGAAGCUGGAGAAGGAGAAGAGCGAGCUCAAGCUGGAGCUGGAUGACCUCAGCGCCAACGUGGAGCAGCUGAUCAAGGCUAAGGUGGCCAUGGAGAAGAUGUCGCGCUCCAUGGAGGACCAGGCCGCCGAGCACUUGGCAAAGCUGGAGGAGACCCAACGCGUCCUCAACGACGCCAACACCCAGCGGGCCAAGCUGCAGACGGAGAACGGUGAGCUGUCGCGGCAGCUGGAGGAGAAGGAGGCGCUGGUGUCCCAGCUGACCCGCGGCAAGGUGUCCUACACCCAGCAGCUGGAGGACCUGCGGAGGCAGCUGGAGGAGGAGAUGAAGGCCAAGAACGCGCUGGCGCACGCGCUGCAGUCGGCCCGGCACGACGGGGACCUGCUGCGGGAGCAGUACGAGGAGGAGACCGAGGCCAAGGCCGAGCUCCAGCGCGCCCUCUCCAAGGCCAACUCCGAGGUGGCCCAGUGGAGGACCAAGUACGAGACAGACGCCAUCCAACGCACCGAGGAGCUGGAGGAGGCCAAGAAGAAGCUGGCGCAGCGGCUGCAGGAGGCCGAGGAGGCCGUGGAGGCCGUCAACGCCAAGUGCUCCUCGCUGGAGAAGACCAAGCACCGGCUGCAGAACGAGAUCGAGGACCUGAUGGCCGACGUGGAGCGGUCGAACGCGGCUGCCGCCGCCCUGGACAAGAAGCAGAGGAACUUCGACAAGGUGUUGGCCGAGUGGAAGCAGAAGUUCGAGGAGUCUCAGACGGAGCUGGAGGCGUCCCAGAAGGAGGCCAGGGCCCUCAGCACCGACCUCUUCAAGCUGAGGAACAUCUACGAGGAGUCCCUGGAGCACCUGGAGACCUUCAAGAGGGAGAACAAGAACCUCCAAGAGGAGAUCUCGGACCUCACGGAGCAGCUCGGCGCCGGCAACAAGUCCGUCCACGAGCUGGAGAAGGCCCGCAAGCAGCUGGACGCCGAGAAGCUGGAGCUCCAAGCCGCUCUGGAAGAGGCCGAGGCCUCCCUGGAGCACGAGGAGGGGAAGAUCCUGAGGGCGCAGCUGGAGUUCAGCCAGGUGAAGGCCGAGUACGAGCGGAAGCUGGGCGAGAAGGAGGAGGAGAUGGAGCAGGCGAAGCGCAACCACCUGCGCGUGGUGGAGUCGCUGCAGACCUCGCUGGACGCCGAGACGCGGAGCCGCAACGAGGCCCUCAGGCUCAAGAAGAAGAUGGAGGGCGACCUCAACGAGAUGGAGAUCCAGCUCGGCCACGCCAACCGCGGCGCCAACGAGGCCCAGAAGCAGGUCAAGGCUCUGCAGGGCUACCUGAAGGACACACAGCUGCAGCUGGACGACGCGGCGAGGGUCGGGGAGGACCUGAAGGAGAACGUGGCCAUGGUGGAGCGCAGGAACGCCCUGCUGCAGUCCGAGCUGGAGGAGCUCCGCGCCGUGGUGGAACAGACCGAGAGGGGCCGGAAAUUGGCCGAGCAGGAGCUGAUCGAGGCCAGCGAGAGGGUCCAGCUCCUCCACUCGCAGAACACCAGCCUCAUCAACCAGAAGAAGAAGAUGGAGGGUGACAUCUCCCAGCUGCAGACAGAGGUGGAAGAGGCCGUCCAGGAGUGCCGGAAUGCCGAGGAGAAGGCCAAGAAGGCCAUCACCGAUGCGGCCAUGAUGGCGGAGGAGCUGAAGAAGGAGCAGGACACGAGCGCGCACCUGGAGCGCAUGAAGAAGAACAUGGAGCAGACCAUCAAGGACCUGCAGCUGCGGCUGGACGAGGCCGAGCAGCUGGCCCUCAAGGGCGGCAAGAAGCAGCUGCAGAAGCUCGAGGGGCGCGUGAGGGAGCUGGAGAACGAGCUGGAGGCCGAGCAGAAGCGCAACGCCGAGAGCGUCAAGGGGCUGCGCAAGUCCGAGCGGCGCGUCAAGGAGCUCAGCUACCAGACGGAGGAGGACAAGAAGAACCUGCUGCGGCUGCAGGACCUGGUGGACAAACUGCAGAUGAAAGUCAAGGCCUACAAGAGACAGGCGGAGGAGGCGGAGGAGCAGGCCAACACCAACCUGGCCAAGUUCCGGAAGGCGCAGCACGAGCUGGACGAGGCUGAGGAACGCGCCGACAUCGCCGAGUCCCAGGUCAACAAACUGCGGGCCAAGAGCCGCGACAUCGGAGCCAAGAAGCUGCACGAUGAGGAGUGACCCAUCCCUAUGAAGGACCCGCCAUGAGUGACCCACCACCAUGAGUGACACCACUGCCACCACGAGGGACACACCAUGAUGAGAGACGCACCGUGAUGAAGGUUCCACCAUGAUGAAGGUUCCACCAUGAUGAAGGUUCCACCAUGAUGAAGGUUCCACCAUGAUGGAGGUUCCA